AUGUUCAGUCGCCCAGCAUGGUCCAACGCUGCACGUCCCUCGCCCACAUUCUCCCCGGGCCCGAACAGCUCUCGUCUCCCUAACGGUCCCCCCGCAGCCCCCUCCGCUUUCCCUCCUCUCAACGGCACCCCUCGCCCCGAAGCUCAACACGACAAGACCCUCCAAGCUCUCUCUGGCUUGACGGGCACGACCAUAACCCUCUCCACCAAGACCUCCAUCCGCUACGAAGGCGUCGUCCUCUCCACCAACGGCGAAGGCGACACCACCGGCGUCACCCUCAAGGACGUCAAGGAUAUCUCGAACCCCGGCGCGCCCCUUAAGGACCAGAUCUUUAUCGCCUCGACGAAUAUCGAGGGGUGGCAGUCGGGCCCGGCGGACGCGAAGGCGCCGGUGGGGAAUGGGGAUUCCUUCAAAACCGACACCGAUAUCUCCACCAAAGCUCCGCCCCGACGCGAACGCGAACUGAAAGCAUGGGCGGACGACAUCCCAGGGCCCGGCACACCCCCUUACGGCUCCGACGAACUCACCUUCGGCGAACUCUCCUUCGCCUCCGGGCCCGGCUCCGCCUCGCACAACGCCGCCUCCAACAACCUCAACGGCUCCACCGGCCAGAAUUGGGACCAGUUCGCUGCGAACGAGAAGUUGUUCGGGGUGCGGACGCAGUUUGAUGAGGAUGCGUAUACGACGAAGAUUGAUCGGAAUGCGGCGGAUUAUAAGGAAAGGGAGAGGAGGGCGCAGGUGUUGGCGAAUGAGAUUCAGACGUCCUCGUCGAACAACCCUCACAUCGCCGAAGAACGCCAGAUGAACAACGUCGACGAUAGCGGGAUCAACGAGGAAGACAAAUACGGCGCCGUCGUCCGCGGCACAAACGCCUACAUCCCCCCCGGCGCACGCAGAGGCGGACUCUCCACCGGUCCCGGUCCCUCUCCGUCUCCCAAGCCCCCCAUCAACGGGAAUGGGAAUGGGAAGGUGGAGGUGCCGAAGGUGUCGAUCAAUGCGCCGGACGGGACCGCGGUGCAGCCGCCUCCGAGUGCGAGCGAGGGGAAUUCGAAGGGGGCGUCGCCUGGGCCUGCGGGGAAUAAGGUCCGUUCUUUGCUUUCACUCUUGAUUUAUCUUGCUCAGCCUGCGGACGCCCUGCCCGCCUUCCGCGAUUUCGUGACGAACGAGAAGGUGAGGUUGACGCAGAAGAGGCAGACGAUCAUGAAGAACGAGCGGGAUAAGCGUAUGGCGGACUUGCUCAAGUUUUCGCAGUCGUUCAAGCUCAACAAACCCAUCCCGGACGAUCUUGUCACCAUCCUCGCCAAGGACGAGGAGAAACAGCGUGCGAUCCGUCAGAAAUCCGCAGAAGACGCCGCGUCCGCCCAAGCGCGCACCAUCGGCGUUUCAAUCGUCACCACCGGCCCCAUCGCCUCCGCCUCCGCCAACAAACUCGCCGCCGCCGCUGGAGGUGCCGCUCCCCAACACCAAGCCGCCUCCGCCGCGAAGAAAGCUCCUGGUGCUGGUGGUGCUACACCCGCCAAGUCCGCCGUCGAUGCCGCUAAAGCGGCCGCGAAGCCUGCGAGGUUCAGCAUGGUCAUUCAACCGAUUCCGCCGUUCAAGGGGUCUGGGAAGAAACCUACUGGGGGUGCUGGUGCGCCUGCUUCGGCGACCGGACAGGGGCCGACGACGAGCAAGUCUGGGCCUGCGAUCGCGAUGCCUUCGUCUGCUUCGCCUGCGCAGACGCAGAACCAGAUGCAGAGCCCGACGACGGCGAACCGGUUGAAUGUGAACGCUUCGUCGUUCAGGCCGAAUCCGAAGGCGGCUUCGCCAAGUACUGCUAGUCCCUCUGCUGCUCAAUCCCCGAAACCUGCCCAUGAAGCCCCCUCCACCCCCAACCCCUUCUUCGGCACCAAACCACUCAAGAAGACGCCCGUGCACGUCAAAGACGACUUCAACCCAUUCAAAUACGCCAAAGUCGCGGACGCGACCGCCGUCGCCGCACUCUGGCCUUACCAAGGCAAGCGCUACAUGCAACUCUUCCCGCCCAUCUCCGCGCCACCCCAGCAACAGCAGCAGCAGCAACAGCAGCCGCCGCAUCAACCGCCCCAACCGCAACAGUCGCCACAUAUGGGCAUGGCGAUGGCGCCGAUGAUCCCGCCUGGGCCUCCGCCGCCGCAGUUGCCCCCACCGCCGCCUUAUGAGGAGGAGAAUCCGGCGCAGGCUGCGGCUGCUAGGGGAGGUUAUGUUUAUGCUUAUCCUCCUUAUGCCCAUUACGGCCAGAUGAUGCCUGGUAUGGCACCUCCACCCCCGGGCGCAUUCAUCCCUGGUCCUUAUAUGCAACACAUGCCCUACCCACCCACCAUGCCUCCUCCAAACGGUCAAUUCCCAGGUGCGUAG
Messenger RNA from Stereum hirsutum FP-91666 SS1, 2376 nucleotides. RefSeq lists its product as uncharacterized. Bases 1 to 2376 code for a protein of 791 amino acids. Lineage: Eukaryota; Fungi; Basidiomycota; Agaricomycetes; Russulales; Stereaceae. Gene Ontology annotation, biological process: cytoplasmic stress granule assembly. Gene Ontology annotation, cellular component: cytoplasmic stress granule. The record is from RefSeq and is a predicted model, not a curated record. The transcript has 12 exons. Gene Ontology annotation, molecular function: RNA binding.